Messenger RNA from Trifolium pratense (red clover), 1627 nucleotides. RefSeq lists its product as uncharacterized. The transcript is spliced from 7 exons. Lineage: Eukaryota; Viridiplantae; Streptophyta; Magnoliopsida; Fabales; Fabaceae. The record is from RefSeq and is a predicted model, not a curated record. The coding region runs from base 16 to 1161 and encodes 381 amino acids.
AUCAAUGGUGCAUCUAUGCAGCGUCUCAAACUCACAACGUUGCUGCUGCUCUCACCGUCACCACCACCACCCUUGCAUUGCUCUCACAGUUCCCUGAAGUGCUUCUCUUCCAUUUCUUCUUCUUCAAGUGUCUCGCCUUGGUCUGGUCUCCAUUCAUGGAGAAACAGUCCUCUCAAUGAGAAUCGCAAGUGGGGUCCACUUGGUCCUCAACAUCAACUCGAACCUGACCUCAAUCACUCUCCAUUCGGUGAAGCUUCUUCUUUGGCAGAGUUUGGUUCUAUUGUUCUUUCCACCACUGACCCUCUACAAAAAUCGCAUCUUUCCCACGUCGCAUACUCUCUCUGGCGCAGCCGUAACCUCCCCCUUGGUCAGUCAGACCCUCCCUCUCGACCCGCCCGACCGGAAAGACCUCAACUGGUUUCCACAAAGGAAAUUCCUGCUCCUAAAAACUCGGGUUUGCCUCUGAAUGCUUAUUUGCUUCAUAAUCUAGCGCAUGUGGAGCUCAAUGCAAUUGAUUUGGCUUGGGAUACUGUCGUUCGGUUUUCUCCAUAUAGUGAUAUUCUUGGGGAGGGUUUCUUUGCUGAUUUUGCUCAUGUUGCUGAUGAUGAGAGUCGCCACUUCUCUUGGUGUUCGCAGAGGCUUGCCGAACUGGGUUUCAAAUAUGGAGAUAUGCCGGCUCACAAUUUGCUAUGGAGGGAAUGUGAGAGAUCGUCGGACAAUGUUGCUGCACGUUUGGCAGUGAUCCCAUUAGUCCAGGAGGCUAGAGGACUUGAUGCCGGGCCACGGUUGGUGCAAAAAUUAGUUGGCUUUGGAGAUAAUAGGACUUCUAAAAUUGUGGCUAAAAUUGCUGAAGAGGAAGUUGCACAUGUAGCAGUUGGGCUCUACUGGUUUCUUUCUGUCUGUCAAAAAAUGGGUCGGGCACCGGACUCCACUUUUAAAGACUUGCUAACUGAAUACAAUGUGGAACUAAAGGGUCCCUUCAAUUAUGCCGCUCGAGAGGAAGCUGGCAUUCCCCGUGAUUGGUAUGAUGCACCGUCAAGUAAUCAAGACAAGAAGGUCAAAGAUGACAAUAAAAAACAGCUCUCUGAAGUUUAUGAGAGGGUAGCUACCAUCAUUGCUAUGGAAAGAGAGAAUUCAAGUUUGACAAGGCCACCUGAAUGAUCUUGGCAUGAUAUUUCUGUUUUCAACAGAAAAGAUAUUGUCUAAUAUUGGACCUGUAUGAUAUACUUUGUAGUGAUGAGUUUGGUGAAGAAAUUAUUUCAUUAGCAACAUUGUCAACUUUGACCGCAAGUGCUGUUGCAAUUUCCGAAAUCCAUUCGUCCUUGCAUCCACCAUCGAUGAUAAGCUUGACCAAGAGGGAGUGGCAAAAUUGUUUACUUUGCAACGAUAUAAAAUUAUACCAAGUGUUGCCUGUUAAUAUAGACAUUGAUGUACAUAUACACAAAAUGUAUGAAUGCCUAAGAUCAUUAGAGGCUAAUAAUAGCAAUACAUCAAAUGAUCAUUGAUUCUUUUCUAAGGAUCAUAGCUUAGUUUAUUUUAUUAGAGUGCCUUGUAUGACUCACACAUAACCACAUGCCUUCAAAUCCUCGUUAUAUUAUUUAAAUGUCAAAUGCACUUUACACCCUAA